Messenger RNA from Tympanuchus pallidicinctus (lesser prairie-chicken), 1663 nucleotides. Its product is annotated as serine/threonine-protein kinase TAO3-like. Gene Ontology annotation, biological process: execution phase of apoptosis; protein phosphorylation. Gene Ontology annotation, molecular function: protein kinase activity; ATP binding. Lineage: Eukaryota; Metazoa; Chordata; Aves; Galliformes; Phasianidae. The record is from RefSeq and is a predicted model, not a curated record. The transcript has 7 exons. The coding region runs from base 302 to 742 and encodes 146 amino acids.
UUCCUCCUGCUUCUCCAGCCCAGAACAGCAUUCCAGAAACAGAGCAUGAGCAGUGUGUCCCCAGAGGCUGAGCAUUCCACCAGCUGGUGACUGAGAGCUGCAAUUUGAAGAAUAUUGGCAGUGCACAGGAUCUGGGGAGACGGGAGCACACAACAAUGCUGCUGAAAGGAAUCUGAGCCACAGAGCAUGCUUUGUGCCACAGUUACCCAGGUGCUGAAUGCUGCCUACAAACGACUUUGUCGAUGAAGGAAGAAACUGAUUGGGAACUGAAGGCGCCAACUAGUUCCUAAUCCUGUUCAACAUGCGCAAAGGGGUGCCAAAGGACCCAGAAAUAGCUGAGCUGUUCUACAAAGAUGAUCCUGAGGAAAUAUUUGUGGGUUUGCAUGAAAUCGGACAUGGAAGUUUUGGAGCGGUGUACUUUGCUACAAAUUCCCACACUAAUGAGGUGGUGGCAGUCAAGAAGAUGUCCUACAGCGGCAAGCAAACCAAUGAGAAAUGGCAGGAUAUCAUCAAAGAAGUCAAGUUUCUGCAACAACUGAAGCACCCAAACACCAUAGAAUAUAAGGGCUGUUACCUGAAGGAGCAUACAGCAUGGUUGGUUAUGGAGUACUGUUUAGGAUCAGCUUCUGAUUUGCUAGAAGUUCACAAGAAACCACUUCAGGAAGUGGAGAUUGCUGCCAUCACCCACGGUGCCUUGCAGGGGCUGGCCUACCUGCACUCUCACUGUAAGAUACACAGGUAAGGAUGCUGCUGGAUGUCCUUCGAGUUACAUUGGCUGAGUCUGAAAAUCACUUUGCUCUGUCUAAGCAGCUUUGUUAAGGUUCCCCUGCUAGAAUUUCCUCCAGUGGGCUUGUCAAUGCACUCAGUACAAGGGUAGAUUUACAAAUAAAAGUUAUUAGAUGUAAGGAAUACGUUCCUUCUGAAAUAAUUCCAUGUGGUUACAGGCCAGUGCUAAUUCUCUUUCAUGUUAGCAAUUUUCUCUGCAGACCUUGGUAACAAAGAGUACACCACAGUGUUGGCAAUAAGCGUGGACAGGAAAAAACACAGUGUGAAUUCAUCAACUAUAGUGGUGUGGUAGAGCUAGACUACUUUUAAGACUUGACAUAUUAAGAAUUUUUUACCUGUGAGUAAGUUAAACAUUAUGCUUCAGGAAAUCAGCUGCUGAAAGCAUAAGACAAGGCUAAAACUGCCUUAGGAGAAAUAAGAGCACACACAGGAGGAUUCAGAACUGAUCACGUCUGUGGACAACUGAUCACAGACUCCUAGAUCUAUCUUUCCAGGAGUUUUGACUAUUCUACAACCAUCUGUCAAUGCUGCUGCAUGAUCCCAUUUCAUGUUUUUGUGUUACUGUGAGUACUACGGGUGCUCUGUAUCAAGGAGUUGCUGUAGAAGUGAUAAAAGCUAGAAUUUUAGAAUUCUAGAAUUCUAGAAUGGGUUGGGUUAGAAGGGUCCCUAAAGGUCAUGAAACCAGAGCAUUCUAGAAUGGGUUGGGUUGGAAGGGUCCUUAGAGGUCAUGGAACCAGAGCAUUCUAAAUGGGUUGGGUUGGAAGGGUCCUUGAAGGUCAUGGAACCAGAGAAUUCUAAAUGGGUUGGGUUGGAAGAGUCCUUAAACGUCAUGGAAGCAGAGAAUUCUAAAUGGGUUGGGUUGGAAGAGUCCUUAAAG